AAAGAUUUCACUGUUCCUAUUUGCCUUUUUGAGUAGAAUCCAAGUACUCUUCCUCCCUUUUCUUUAUGUCUUUUGGUUUCAAUAGCUACUUGGUACCACCAAGAUUCCAUUGUCUCUACAGAUUCUUAAUCUCUUCCUGUAAGUUAAUUUGGGUGAAUUAUUUAUCGAGAGCAGCCUUAUUGAGUGUUGGGGAAGUGAACGGUUACCUAUGAGUCUAUGACUGGAGGAAGUUCUUCUUGUUUUGCUUAUUUUGAGAUUUGUCGAUGCUGAACAGUGGACACACGCACUGAUAGAUAUAGACAAAGUUUGCCAACCUGAAGUUGAAUAAUUUUGCAUGAAAUGGGUUGGUUUACCAAGUUGCUUAAGGGCUCUGAUCAUAAAGUUUCACGUGGACAAUACCAAGGCAGAUAUGGAGAGGACAGAAUUUGGGAUAAUCAUCGUAGUUCAAUGGAUGAUUUGACGGACAUUGAGAAAGAAGACAUUGAUCGUGCAAUUGCAAUCUCUCUGUCAGAGGAGGAUCAGGAAAGGAAACAAGUUCUUGAGGAUGAUUCUCAAUCUGAAGAUGAGCAACUAUGUAUAAUUGAUGAUGAGGAAGAUGAGCAUAUUGGUAGAGUUCAUCUAGAUGAGGAUGAACAGCUUGCUAAAAUUCAACAAGAAGAAGAUGAACGUCUUGCUAAAAUUCAACAAGAAGAAGAUGAACGUCUUGCUAAAAUUCAACAAGAAGAAGAAGAGCAUCUUGCUAAAAUUCAACGAGAUGAGGAUCAACGUCUUGCUAAAAUUCAACAAGAUGAGGAUCAACGUCUUGCUAAAAUUCAACUUGAGGAAGACGAGCAACUUGCUAGGGCAAUUCAAGAAAGUUUGGAAAUUGGUUCUCUGCCUCAAUAUGGCAAUGAUUCUUCACUUUUAUCUAUUCCUCACCUCUUUCCCUCUGGAUACAGAAUCUGUGCUGGAUGCAAGACUGAGAUUGGGCAAGGAAGAUUUUUAAGUUGCAUAGGAGCUGUCUGGCAUCCAGAAUGCUUCUGCUGCCAUGCGUGCCAUCUUCCAAUCACUGAUUAUGAGUUUUCCAUGUCUAGCAAUCGCCCUUACCAUAAAUCAUGCUAUAGGGAUAAACAUCACCCAAGAUGUGAUGUUUGCAAGAACUAUAUCCCAACUAAUUCAGCUGGCCUCAUUGAGUAUAGAGCUCAUCCUUUCUGGCUACAAAAAUAUUGCCCUUCUCAUGAGCUUGAUGGCACUCCUCGUUGUUGUAGCUGCGAAAGAAUGGAGCCAAGAGAUACAAAAUAUCUUUUGCUUGAUGAUGGUCGAAAGCUAUGUUUAGAGUGUCUAGACUCGUCAGUUAUGGAUACUCAUGAAUGCCAACCUCUCUACCUUGAAAUACAAGAAUUUUAUGAAGGUUUAAAUAUGAAAUUGGAGCAGCAAGUUCCUAUGCUCUUGGUUGAGAGACAAGCUUUGAAUGAAGCCAUGGAGGGAGAAAAGAAUGGUCAUCACCACUUACCUGAAACUAGAGGACUCUGCUUGUCAGAAGAGCAAACUGUCACCACUAUUUUAAGGAGGCCAAGGAUUGGGGCAGGCUACCGAGCAGUAGACAUGAUUACUGAACCUUAUAGGCUGACCCGUCGUUGUGAAGUGACAGCUAUUCUUGUUUUGUAUGGCCUCCCUAGGUUGUUAACAGGAUCAAUCCUAGCUCACGAGAUGAUGCAUGCAUGGCUUAGGCUUAAAGGUUAUCCCAACCUCAGUCCAGAAGUUGAAGAAGGAAUCUGCCAAGUCUUGGCUCAUAUGUGGUUAGAUUCAGAGCUUUAUACUGGAUAUGGGAAUGACGGUGCAUCGUCAUCGUCGUCUUCAUCGUUAUCAUCACCUUCCUCCUCUUCUACAUCAACAAAGAAGGGUAAACGGUCCGACUUUGAGAAGAAACUAGGUGAGUUUUUUAAACACCAGAUUGAGUCAGAUACCUCCUCAGCUUAUGGAGAUGGAUUCAGAUUGGGUAACCAAGCAAUGCUCAAGUAUGGGCUCAAAAGAACCCUUGACCAUAUCCAUAUGACAGGAAGUUUUCCAAUUUGAAAUUUUGAAAGGUAAUUUUUCUGGCCUAUACAUGUCAUCUCAGCUUGGUCAUAUAAAUUAUAGUUCAAAGAUUUUAAUAUCAAAUAGUUCAACACGAGACAAAAUAAGGAAUAAAAUUACUCCUCCUACCUUGCGUUUGCUUAAUUUCGUGUCAAAUGUGGCACAGCAUGUUCUAUAUAACUAAAUACAGGAAGCUGAAGCAAUGGAAGUAUAGAUAGAAUUAUUCCAGUGUUGCAUGCGAAUUUUGAAAUCUUAUAUUUUUCGAAGAACAACGAGGUUAAGUUACACUGUUUUGAGUUGCGCCAAAGAUCCAGACAGAGUUUCAAAAUUCAUACACGUGAAAAACGUAAGAAACGUAAGCCACUACAAUCAGCCACCGAGGCUACAUGAAGAAAAACAGUGGGGACUCAACAAUCUGUAAUUUACAAAUUUAAUCCGCAUUCUUUUCACAUCACAUUAGUAAUUUACAAAUUUUGCUUCAAGGA
Messenger RNA from Cajanus cajan (pigeon pea), 2540 nucleotides. Its product is annotated as protein DA1-related 1. The record is from RefSeq and is a predicted model, not a curated record. Lineage: Eukaryota; Viridiplantae; Streptophyta; Magnoliopsida; Fabales; Fabaceae. Gene Ontology annotation, molecular function: ubiquitin binding.